This is a messenger RNA of Hibiscus syriacus, 1054 nucleotides long. RefSeq lists its product as uncharacterized. The coding region runs from base 1 to 747 and encodes 248 amino acids. The transcript is spliced from 5 exons. The record is from RefSeq and is a predicted model, not a curated record. NCBI's taxonomy places the organism in Eukaryota, Viridiplantae, Streptophyta, Magnoliopsida, Malvales, Malvaceae. Gene Ontology annotation, biological process: protein transport.
AUGCUUGGCGUUAUAUCUCAGCUUAUUGUCGUCCGGCUUCCGGUCAUAGAGACUCAAAGGGAAUGUCCUCUAGAUUUGAAGGAAGCGAUAAGUAGCGUGUGUUUUGCUGCGCCAAAAUGUGCCGAUCUACCAGAGUUGCUGCAGGUUCAAAUUCUAUUUACUGCCAAGUACGGGAAGGAAUUUGUAUUAGCUGCAACUGAGCUGAGGCCAGAUUGUGGUGUUAAUCGUCAGUUGAUAGAAUUGUUAUCUAUACGCGCUCCUUCUCCUGAAAUAAAAUUGAAGAUUCUAAAAGAAAUUGCAGAAGAGCAUGAGUUGGAAUGGGAUCCUGCUUCUACUGAGUCCGAGUUUUUCAAACCACGUGAAGAUUUAUUGAAUGGUCCAACACAGUUUGUAACCGAGUCAAAGUUACCCCUUCCGGCAGAGAAACAUGAUGAAACAUUGACUUCUGCCGCUGAUCAUGCAGAAACCGAGCAGCCUGAUUCUGAUUCAGACUUUGACCUGGUAGAUUUUCCUGAUGUUCCUAAUGUGUCAUUGCCGUCAAGCACUAAUGCUGCAUCAGCACCAGUAACUAACCCACCUUCAUCAGCUGCUCCAGAACUUGAAAUUAAUAACUCACCUAAACAUUCUAGAGCUUCUGGUCAUGUGUUACAAAUGCUCCCUUUGGAGCCCGAUAUAUUGAUGCAAGAAAAUACAAUAGCUAAAGAAAGUGAAAUGUCCGAUGACCCCAGCCACAGCCAAAGAAAAUAAACAGUUUCUGCCUUUCAUUUCUCCUCCAUCGAUAUCUGCAAGACCAAGCGAUCCAACAUCGGCUAUUUCAAAACCGAAAAGUGAGACCAACUUUGAUCUAGAGGAUAUUUUAGCUGCUGCUCAGUCAGCUGCUGAAAGUGCUGAGCAUGCAGCAGCUGCAGCUCGCUCAGCAGCAAAUCUUGCCCAAGUCAGAAUUGCCGAACUUAAGCAGAAAAGGAAUGGCCAGGACGGUGAAGAUAGCUCUGAGAACCACCUUCAUACGAAUAUUCCUCAUCAACCAGCUAGUAAGGAAAACCCAAAUUUUGAU